AUGAUGAUGAUGUUCGAUGAAAUGGGAUUUUGUGGUGAUCUAGAUUUUAUAUCUACAACUCCUGGGGGAGAAGUGGCCAUCCCACAGGCUGAAACUGAGGCCACCGUGGAGGAUGAUUAUACUGAUGAUGAGAUAGAUGUAGAUGAGCUUGAGAGAAGGAUGUGGAGAGAUAAAAUGCGUCUCAAGAGACUCAGAGAACAGACGACUAAGGGUGGUAAGGAAGUGAUUGUCACCGCAAAGCAGAGGCAGUCCCAAGAGCAGGCAAGGAGGAAGAAGAUGUCGAGGGCCCAAGAUGGGAUUUUGAAGUACAUGUUGAAGAUGAUGGAAGUUUGCAAAGCCCAAGGCUUUGUCUAUGGUAUUAUUCCAGAGAAGGGAAAACCAGUUACUGGGGCAUCGGACAAUCUUCGUGAAUGGUGGAAGGACAAGGUCAGGUUUGAUCGUAAUGGACCAGCAGCUAUAUCCAAGUACCAAGCUGAUAAUGCAGUUCCUGGCAGGAACGAUGGGUGCAACCCAAUUGGUCCAACCCCUCACACCUUGCAAGAGCUUCAAGACACCACUCUGGGUUCUCUCUUGUCAGCACUUAUGCAGCAUUGUGAUCCUCCGCAGAGGCGGUUUCCUUUAGAGAAAGGUGUUCCGCCACCGUGGUGGCCCACUGCGAAUGAGGAAUGGUGGCCUGAACUGGGUUUGCCUAAGGAUCAGGGUCCUCCACCAUACAAGAAGCCCCAUGACUUGAAAAAGGCAUGGAAGGUGGGUGUUCUCACUGCAGUUAUUAAGCAUAUGUCCCCUGAUAUUGCCAAGAUUCGUAAGCUUGUGAGGCAAUCUAAAUGCUUGCAAGACAAGAUGACAGCUAAGGAGAGUUCUACCUGGCUGGCCAUCAUCAACCAAGAAGAGUCCGUGGCUCGAGAGCUUUAUCCAAAUUCAUGCCCCCCUUUGUCUACAGCUGGAGCCAGUGGAUCUCUGGUGAUUAAUGACUGCAGUGAGUAUGAUGUUGAAGGGGCUGAAGAUGAACCAAACUUUGAUGUUCAGGAGUGUAAGCCUGAUAAUCUUCAUUCAUCGAAUUUUGGGAUGGAAAUAAUGAGGGAAGGGCUUCAGGUCCAUCAACCCACUUCUUUUCCAGUUAAAGGAGAAGUCAUCACAAACUUGGAUUUCAUGAGGAAAAGGAAGCCUUCAAGCGAUCUAAACAUGGUGGUGGAUCAGAAGAUCUACACCUGUGAGUUCGUUCAGUGUCCUUACAGCGAAUUCCGUCAUGGUUUUCAUGACAGAACUUCCAGGGACAAUCAUCAAUUGAGUUGCCCAUUCAGUAACAGGUCUUCUGAGUUUGGGGCAUCUAAUUUCCUUGUUAAUGAGAUUAAACCAGUCAUAUUCCCUCAAUCCUUUGUCCAAACCAAGGCAGCAGCUCCUUCCGCCAAGCCAGUGCCACCUUCCUUUGAUCUAUCAGGAGGAGUUCCAGAGGAUGGGCAGAAAAUGAUCAGCGAGCUUAUGUCAUUCUAUGAUAGUAAUGUUCAAGGUGACAAGAAUGCAAAUCCGAACAGUUCAGUGACCAAUGGUCAGAACUUUCCUCAGCCUAAAGUUGCACAUCAACAGGAUGAAUACUUCCGUGGUCAAGGAGUUAGGUUGGAUGGGAAUUUCUUUGAAGAAUCCAACGUCUCUAGUAAUCAUCACUUGUUUCCUCGAGAGGAAGGUCAAUUCGAGCAGUUUAAGGUCGUGAGUUCUCCAUUUGAGACCAACCAUAACAGUAACUUUCCGAUGAUGUUUGGGUCCCCAUUUGACUUGGCCUCAUUUGAUUACAAAGAAGAUCUACAAGGGCUGGCAUUGCCAAUGGAGAAGCAGUCGGAGACUUCAAUCUGGUUCCAGUGAAACGGAGAAUUAUGCAGGGUAUCUAACCCACAUCUGCACACGAGAUUCGUGGGUAAUAUACUUGAUGUGCUAAAACCUUACUUGAGUUAGUGUGUUGCUACUUAUUCAUCAUGAUUUCACAUGUAUUCUAGAUUUCUAGUAGAAUGAAUCAAGGUUAACAGCCUUAUAGAAGGAAUGAGCAGGCCAAUAAAUGGAGGAAGGAGGAAGGGGGAAGGGUUGUAUAAGCUACCCUUCCUUUUGUUAAUUAUAAAUAUAUAUAUUAACUGUGAUAUAAAUAAGUAGGUUGGUUUGUUUAACUUGUUUCUGUCUUCAAUUUUCUUUCAAUCCAGAUCAACCAUGGUGAUGGUUAGAAAUCUGAGUUUGUUGUCCUGGUCCUCCUGUAAGGCUGUCAUGUAAUGGGUUCUUCAGAUCAGAUUGAUUGAAUUGUCUUUAAUGUAAUGGGGUUCCCAACCAUGAUCAUGUAAUGUAGUGGAUUCUUCCGAUU
Messenger RNA from Rosa rugosa (rugosa rose), 2341 nucleotides. RefSeq names its product protein ETHYLENE INSENSITIVE 3-like. Bases 1 to 1857 code for a protein of 618 amino acids. The transcript has a single exon. The record is from RefSeq and is a predicted model, not a curated record. Gene Ontology annotation, cellular component: nucleus. Gene Ontology annotation, molecular function: DNA binding; DNA-binding transcription factor activity. NCBI's taxonomy places the organism in Eukaryota, Viridiplantae, Streptophyta, Magnoliopsida, Rosales, Rosaceae.